CUAGGAACAUGUUUCAGUUUAAGAAGUCGUUCGAGGGCGAAAAGCUUCAGCUUCAGGAACUGAAUCAGAGGCUUAUGCAGUAUCUGUACAGAGCGAAGCUGUUAGAGCAAGAAAACGCUCGCCUGCUAGCGGAAAUAAACACUAUCAGGCAUCACAGGACUACAGAAUGGGAAGAAACACGCAUGGAAGAGCUGAGAGAAAUGAGAAGGCUGGUAGAACAACUGUCUUUGGAAAAAUCCAGAGCGGAGAUGGAGCGAGAGAAGAUGCGCAUAGAACUUCAGAUGCUCCAGGCCAUGCGCUCCGAUGAGACUGCACUUAGUAAAGGUCUCGAUGGUGAGCUGAAAGGUUGUGAAAAGCAGCUCCGCCAUGCUCUUCAGACCAACCGUGCGUUAGAGGAACGUCUGAUUCAACUGCAAAAUGAAUGCGCGCUUUUGCAUGAUGCGCAUAGGAACGAGGUGGCGCACCUUAGGAACCAGCUUCACACCCGGGUCUUACCUGUUGUCACUCGGACGUACAGCGGGCCAUCAGCGUUUACUACAGAGGAGAUCCAGGAUUAUGCGCUGAGCCUGUCUGAAAGUUGGAUGGAAACAUUUGAAAUGUAUCGACAGGAGGUUGAGAAGAUGGAAGAAUCUAUAAAAGCAGAUCAGGCGAGGCUUGAAGAUAUCAGAAGAGAGAAGGUGGGGUACGCUUUAGAGCUGAACAAGCUGCAGGUGCAAAUGGAGAAACACAGCCAGAUACAGCUGGAGCUCGAGGAGCAUCUCAUGGGCAUGCAAGAAAAGUUUACAAAAGAUGUUAGACAAUAUCAGAUAAUUGUUGAAGAACUGGAACAAGAGCGUAUGCUUCUGGCCAACAACAUUUCAGAAAAGCUAAAGGAUCAUCAUGACCUCCUACAGGUCAAAAUGGGACUUGGCAUGGAAGUGGCUGCAUACAGGGCACUCCUAGAAGGUGAAGGUAAACAUGCUCAAAUGAGGUCUGACCAGUAUUCAAGAGAGAGAAUUAUAGAUAUCAAAUUGCCAGCCCAUCCUUACACACCAAGAGGCUCCGCCAUGGCAGCCAGUCGGCCAGAAGUGAGAAGGAAUUUAAUAGAGUAUGAUGUAUGGAAGAUGGAACCUGUUUCCAGCAUGAGAACAUCCACUGUAUCUAGUCAGUUCGAUUCCCACAAAACCUCCAGGAUUUUGCCUAUCACUGUUUCAAACCAUGCCCAACAGAGUCCUGCUGCAAGAAGAGACAUGGUUUCAUUCACCAAAGCAAAACAGGCUUCAAGUACACCAAGUGCAACCAAACCCGUUGUCUCUGCUAAUAAGACUGGCAAAAAAGUGAUGGAGGAACAGACAGUGAUCAUCAAAGGUGUGUCCAAAAGCCCACCAAGGAGUUCACCUGAUAUUUUCCAGUCAGAAAUACAAACCAAAUUAUUCCCUACCACCUCUUCAACAGUAGAAAUAAAAUCAGUGAAAGUUGUGGCACCACCGAUGAUGAGCCUGAACACUGAUGCAGAACCUGCUCAGAUAGUUGUUGAUAAGAAUUAUGAAAGAAAAGAUGAGAGGGCAGAAGGAGAUCAUGCCAAGGCAACAGUGCAACCUCCAUUUAUCCAGCAGAAGGCAUUCAGUCAAGAAGAUGAGAAAAGUUUGAAAGAUUCUGGUAAUGUGCAAUCAAAGGUAUUUGCAGGUGAGGAAAAGGUUUUGGACUCAGUUUCCAUGGAAGAAAUUAUAGAAAAGGUCAUAAAGCCUGCUGGCUUUGAUACAAAGAUCAGUUCAUCUGCUGACUCCAAGAUCACAUACCAUGUAGAGAAAACAGAGCAAGAGGAUGGAAGCACCAAGACUCAGAUAGUCCUACAGUCAAAAGUGGAAGAGGACCUGGAUGUGUCAGAUAACUCAGCUCUUGAGGAACUCCUUAGCAAGGGGAUACAUAAAGUCUCGCUUGAGGAUAUUGAAGGAACCCCAACAGGAAAUAUGAUUCAUAACCUCCUACGUCUUGGUCUUGAAAAUGAAAGCUUAGAAAACAAGUCGGUUAAAGUAGAGAUAAUGGAGACACCACUGGAAUCUCCUAGUGAUGAAGGGAAAGCUGAAACUGAGGAUAUUGUAGAGGUUAAAUUCAAGCCUUACUCCCAAACUUCAUCAAUGUUCUUUCACAUUGAAGAACCAGAGAAUGAACCUCAGCCAGCUAAACGACAUGAAAACACUGAUGAGUCUGUGAAAGCCUCAGAGUAUAGCAAGAGUGGAUUUGUGCAGGUGCAGGAAAUGUCCAGAGAUGAGAGCCUCCCAUACUGUUCUCAGGGCCAAGAAACACAAGAAUACUUUGUUUCCACUCCUGAAGACAACGUGUCUGAAUCAGAGGAGGGUGGAGGAUUUAUGUCUUAUGGACAUUAUGGUGCGGUUGAAGACCUUUCAGAUGAGCGAUACUACCAGGAUGAAGGUUUGCCUACAAGUAGGAUGUACUUUCAUGAAGGGGACAAAAACAGGGAGUCACCUGAAUAUAUCAAAAGAGACAUCACUGGAAUUCCAGAGUGUAUUAUUGAAGAGGAGGUGCAUGUUUCUCCCCAAGUACAAGAGUCCAUGCUGGAGAUACUGAAAGAAGAGUCAUUGAAUCCCAGAGAACAGCUAAUGGGAGCUCUGGAGCAGCUGGAGGGCACUGUCUCUGGUGCUCUAAAAGAAGAGCUUGUUUCUUUCUCCAAAGCUGGUCAGAGUUCUGAGAACCUGUCUGUUAACUUUCAGAAGGUGCAACAACCCCCAGACAAUGGAAAAAUGACCUUUGUGGCAGAGCUUAAUAUUUCCCAGUGUCUGGAGGAUUCUGGAUUGCUGCAAGAUGAGGUAGAUGACCUUUCACCAGAACAGGUGAUGGCAGCACAGCAGUCCUCCAGCUCUGACCUCCAUCAGGCACACAGUACUGGAGCUGGUAGUGAGUAUACCAUCAGACUCUCCAGUGAAGAGGUCCAAAAAGAGAAAAUGCCCUGGAUGGCCAGCCUUGAAGAAACUGAAGGUUUGUGCUCAGCCAGUGAAAAUAAUAAGACAGAGAAGGUCAUCAGGCUGGGGCCUAAUGAGAGAUCCUUCACGUUCCAAAUGGAUAUUAACAACAGUGCAUCUGUAACAGGCAUAGAAGGGAUGGAUUUGCAAGAUCAAAAAGAAAAUGGAGCCAGUGUGCAAAAGGUCCUUCAGGAACAGAAGACUGACCCCUCAUUAAAGGUCUGCCAGGAGAAAAGAAUAGCUACUGUUUAUCUUGACAGCUUCCAGGAAGACUAACUGAUAUCCAGAUAAACCCACCCAUAAAUGAUAUCCAAAUAAAAACUCCUAUUAUAUAAUCAGGUAUGGAGAAAUGCUCAUUACUGUCAUUGUUUUUACAAUACAUAUAGAAAGCUGCAUAUAUCAGUGACUUAAAUGUUUUCUUUCUAUGCAAACAGAUUUGGAAUUAAUACAGUCAAUUAAUGAAUUUAGACUCAUUUGGUGUGGAUGUUUUCUGUGUAAGCCUGAAAGAAUUAGUCACAUUUAUUAUAUGUCUUGGCUUGGGAAUGGCAUGUUAUAAAAUUUACUGAAGUUAAUAAAAGAACAUUCAAUAUAACUGAUUAUAGAAUAUGGUUGUCUCUGGUAACACUACACAAAUAAUUUUAACAAAAGUACAGAUACUUUAGAUGGCACAUACUGCAUUCAUUGCUCAAAUCACUGCUUUGUAUUUCUGCUUUUUAACUUCCUUUACCUUAAUUUUUACAUUUUACAUUUAACAAAUAUUUUUUGAUCUACAAUGUACUCUAUAGUAUUUGCACUGUCAUCAUUUAUGUUUAUGAUGAAACUGUUUUGCUUUACCACAUUUUCAAAUUAUUAUGGUCCGCAGAUAUACAUUCAAAUAUAUUUUAUAUUAAUAAAACUAAGACUAAAACGAUGCCUGUUUUUUAUAUGCCUAUUCCCGGUUUAGCACAAUUGUGUAAUUGAUCAGACACUCAAUAAAACUGUUAAUUACAUGGUAAAAUAAACACUGUUGAAAUCUGAA
Tachysurus vachellii is the source of this 3978-nucleotide messenger RNA. RefSeq names its product synemin, intermediate filament protein (gene synm). Gene Ontology annotation, cellular component: intermediate filament; costamere; sarcolemma. NCBI's taxonomy places the organism in Eukaryota, Metazoa, Chordata, Actinopteri, Siluriformes, Bagridae. The transcript has 4 exons. Gene Ontology annotation, biological process: intermediate filament cytoskeleton organization; fast-twitch skeletal muscle fiber contraction. Bases 9 to 3236 code for a protein of 1075 amino acids. The record is from RefSeq and is a predicted model, not a curated record. Gene Ontology annotation, molecular function: structural constituent of muscle; structural constituent of cytoskeleton; vinculin binding.